Molecule: messenger RNA, 408 nt
Organism: Fusarium falciforme
Lineage: Eukaryota; Fungi; Ascomycota; Sordariomycetes; Hypocreales; Nectriaceae
Exons: 2
Coding region: 1-408 (135 amino acids)
Source: RefSeq, a predicted model, not a curated record
AUGGUCCAAGCUGCUAAAAGCUCUUCAACAGUUACAGGUUACAGCUGCAGUGUGCACGGCCAGACCAACAAACACGAGAAGACGAAGAGAGAAAAGAAGUGCUCUGUGCGGUGGCUGGCGUUCUCGAUUUGUUGUUUCAACAUGUCGACAAGGGCCUUUGAAACUCUCGGCCGUGUAAGCGAGGACGGACAUCUUGUUCGAUUUGGGUCAAGAUUCGCCAAGUUUGUCCAAGAGGCCGUCCUGCUGUUAGCGAGAUCUUGUGUGCUAGCUGUCAGCGGGGUGGCGAUGCCAUUUGACAGCUUCACCAGGCCAGGGUGUCAGAGUUGUCCUUCAGUUGGAGUCUCUCAACGAGGCAUGCUUGGUAUCUUGAAAUUCAACCUCAAAACAAUAUCAUGCACAAUACUAUAA